Messenger RNA from Cinara cedri, 9697 nucleotides. Lineage: Eukaryota; Metazoa; Arthropoda; Insecta; Hemiptera; Aphididae. The record is from the annotation of a GenBank genome assembly.
AUGUGUAAUAAGUCGAAUAUUUUAAUAUUGUAAUCAUAUGUUAUGACUCAUACUUAACUGAUAUUAUAUCUAAUCUCUAAUAUCAACUUGUAUAGCAUAUCAUUACUUGUAAAUAUCGGCCAGCGUAAUUAUUAUUGUUACUCUGGUUUGGUCAUUUUAGUGCCAAUAGUAAAAUUUAUGUGAACAAAGUACCUAUUCAUUUUUUCUUAGAUUUUCUUGUCAUUAUGAAUCCACAAGACUUAAAAAACGAACAAAAUAUACCGAGUGCUCCGCCAUCAUACUUUGAAUCUGUAAGCACUCAAAAUCAUUCAUACAUUCCACAGCAAUACAAUUCUCAACAGCCUUGCCCCGGUUAUCCUCAGUAUGCUCCUCAAGUUCCAACACAAGUGAUUGUUAUUCAAGCGCCCGCUUGUAAGUGUUAAAUAUUUUAUGUGUUUACCUUAAUACAGAUGUUGUUUUAUGAAUUUACCUACUAAUAAUUGGGUUUCUCCUAUGGGUAGAAGUAGUACAAAUAUUAUUAUUAUUGUUUAUUUCUUCGAAAAAAUAAUGGGCAACAGGUUCGUGUGAGGACACUCGUGGGCACAAUUUUUAAUAGGAAAAAUAAUCUAUUUAUAAUAAUAAUUUACAUUUAAUUUUUUUUUACAAUUUUAGUCUUAUUUAAUGAAAUUAACUUAAACAUAAUAUACUAUGUAGGUAAUAAUAAUUGAUACACGGAGAACUAAUGUAUAAUACAGUAUGAUAAAAUAAAUAUGUUAAUAUUUAAUAUAAUUGAAUGUAUAAUAAUAAACUGUUUAAGUGAAUAAUAUAAUAUGUUAGUUAUUAGUAAUACAAAUAAAUAAAAAAUACCAAGUUUUGAGUUUAGAUUAAAAAAAAAGUAUCAACUUGGAUUAUUUAUUUCUCCAAUUAUUUAAUUUUUACUUUGAUUUACCUACACAGGUAUUUUAAAGUGUUAGAUAUUGUUAGUUUUUUGAUUUUGUAAUAUUUAGUUAAUUAAAUUUAUUAUUAACUAUCCUGCCAUGUUGAACCACUUUGGACAUAAAUUAUGGUGUUGGGUGUCUUACAUUGGUGAGGAAAGAGGACUUUUCUAUAUUUGUUUGAUCUGUCCUACAUUUAACAACAUAUAAUAUAGCAUACAAGAUAGCCUUACAUUUUAUUCUAUAGACCUUGAUGUUAAAAGUUCUACAUUUUUUUUUUAUUGGUUUUUAUUAUAUAAAAUAGAUAAAAUAAGUUUUCUUAGUCCUAAAUUAUGUAUUAAGAAGUUGGUAACCUUAGUGUUAGGAUUACACCUCACUGACAUCUAUUGUUUCCGUCUUACAAACGUGAGACAUAGCAAAUUUUCAUUCAGCAGGACACAUUUUGUGCUGUUAGUUUUAAUAUUCAAGCAAAUUGAUUUAUUAACAAACUUAAAGGUAAAAGUAUAACAUGUGCCCUAGCGUAGAUGUUUUUUUGAUAAUUUAAUUUUUAAGUGAGAUAUGAGAAUGUGAAAUAUCACAAGUUAUAAGUGAUUUCCAUCUUGCUUAAAAAUUAAAAUAUUGUAAAACAUCAACACUAGGGCACAUGUUAUACUUUUACCUUUAAGUUUAAUUAUAAGUCAAUUAGCUUUAUUAUUAAAAUUAAAGGCACAUAAUGUAUCCUACUAAAUUCAAAUUUGUUAUAUCACACAUUUGUAAUACAGAGACAUUAAAUAUGGGUGUGGCAGCCUCUUAAAUAAAGGUGACAAUACUUUUGUAUUGUACUUGAGUUUUGCUAAUUAUUUGGAUUUACUGUGAAAAUACUUGUUUUGUAAAAUUUUAUAAGCAUACCUUAAAAGUAAAUAAUUUAAACAUUAAUAAUUUGUCAAAUGAACAUUUAUUUUGUAUGCUAACAUUGAGAUUUGUAAUUUGUAAUGUUGGAUAAUUUUUAACUAAUUAAUUAAUUGAUGUACGUAACUAAUACUUUAUAAAUAAUAAUAAAAAAUGUAAAAAUGUUACCCAGUAAUACCAGGCCAUACCAGUAAAUAUCUAUAUAUUUAUAUUAUUUAAUAAUAUUUUAUUUUAUUUUAGUACCGCCAUUAGGUAAACAACCUGUUGAGGUUAUUUGUCCUAAGUGUAAAGCAAUUGUAUUGACAACAGUUCAAGAAGAGAGUUCAAAUACGGCUUAUCUAUGUUGUUUGUUUCUGCUCGUCGUUGGGUAUGCAAACAAAUUAUUAAAAUUAUAUUUAUUAUUAAUAAAUUGUUUAUGAUUAUAAUAGGUGUACAUUGUUUUCUUGUUUGCCAUUUUGCAUGGACAGUUUUAAAAACUACAAGCAUACUUGCUCAAGAUGUAAUACUUUUAUUGGCACAUUCCAACCAUCAUAAAUAAAGAAAAUGUAACAAGGGGUUUUCAUUUGCAAGUUAAUCUACAGUUUAAAUUAUUUCAUUAUCCUACCUUAGCUUAUUAUACUUACAUUUAUUUUUACCUUAUGCUACUUAUUUAAUUUUAAUCUUUAAACCAUAUUCUUAUUGGGCAGGUAAUGUAUACACUUAUAAAUUGUUAUUCGUUUAUUUUUACCAAUAUUAUUAUUCAUUUAGUCUUUAAAGUAUUUUAUUAUAUAUUUGUUUGCCUUUAGAUAGAUUGUUGUUGCCAGUAGCUUAAAAUAUUAUUAUAUAGAAUUGAAAAUAUUAAUAUAUUAUAGCAAGAAAUAAAAUUGUAAGAUUUUUAAUUACAUAUUUAUUUAGUCCUUAUUAUUAUAUUUAGGGCUGUGAAUUUAAUGCACUAAAAAACAUUAACAAAUGCAUUUAAAAUGUCAAAAAAUGCAAUAAAAUAUGCACUUAAAAUAGUUUUUAAUUUGAUUUGUAUAUUAUAUGAAUACAAAUUUAUUUUAUAAAAAUGUUGAUUGAAUUUGAAUUUUGAUUUUGAAGUUAAUUGAUUCCAGUGACGUAGCAAAGAGGGAGGACAGAGGGGCCCCCGCUCCCAUUGGAUGUUUUUUAAAUUUUUAUAUCAGUGCAUCAAUAGAUAAGUAUAUAAUAUAUCUAUGAGUACGUAAGUACCUAUGUUAAUAUGAAUAUAAUAUAUUAUAUAAUGGCUAAUAGAAGAGCAGCUGAAAAUUUAUCAUUUCUACAUAAACUCUUAGACAAUUCAAUAGAUGCCCUCAUUUUCUUUUUGAGUAUUAACUUCAGAGUGCCACAGUAUUCCCUCUGUUUCUAUACCCCUUUCUCUGUGUCAAAUUAUUUCACAAACUACGACUGCAACAACCCUAUUUUUCGUAUUAUGCGAUGGUUAAUGAACAACUAACCUUUUUACCAUAGUUACUUUGUAUUGUUUUAUUAUUAUUUUUUUGAAUUUAAAAUUUUACUUCUAUGUAAUAUGUAAUUGUGCUUACCCUUAAUGUUUUAAAUAAAUAAUAUUAUAGUAAUAGCAAUUUAUUAUCUAUAUCCGUGACAUUAAGGUUACAUUAAGGCGAUUUUUAUAAAAAUAGUAAUUCCAAUAAGUGGUAAAAAAAAACAAAAUUAAAAAAACUUUGUGAAACACGAUGGGUUGAUCGACAUGAUUCACUUAUUGCUUUCAAAGAACUUUACAUUCAUAUAUUUGCUACUCAAGAACGUCUUGAAAAAUAUGAUACAAAUCCUGAAACUUCAACCAAAGCAUCAUUAUAUGUGAGUGCUAUAACCAAGAGUGAUUUUCUUAUCUCUCUUGAAGUAGCUUGUUGAAGUAACAUUUACCUUUGUAAAACAGCUUUUUUGCUCCACUCAGAAUCUUAAAAAUGUUUUUAAAGAUGUUGAUUCACGGAACUUGAUUAAAAAUACCGGAAAAUGAACUAAAAAAGGAAAAUAUGACCUAAAGAGGUAAAAAAUUAAAAGCGUCAAAAAAUGCAAAAUAAAAGUUUCAUAAUUGAAAUUAUGUACUUACAAAGCUACGUUUUUCAAUUACAAAAAAAAAAUAAAAUGCACUUUCCUACAAAUUCACAGUCCUAAUUAUAUUCAUACAGGUAUUUUCAGCAUUUUAUUGAAGUCAUUGUAUUUAUAUUUAACUUUUUGUAUCAGUUGAUUAAUUAGAUUGUUUUACUCAAAUUUUUAUGAUAAAUAAAAUACUUAAUUGGUUUUUAUUUUACGUUUAUAAUUAUUUAUGAAACAAAAAAAAAAUGUUACUUCUGUAAUUAUCUAUAAGUAAUAGAAAUUAUUUAUUUUUAUUUACGUAUUUUAUGAAUAAUUACACAAAUAUCUUUAUUCUUCAGAAUAUAUUAGUUAUUUUAAUUUAAUUAUUGAAGAUUUAAAACGUUUUAAACAAGUAUUUAAGAUACUUUGAACCCAGCAGUUAUGUUAUAUUGUCAGUAUCAUAUAUAAAUAAAAAUGGUAAAAGUUAAUAUAUGAUUAAGUUUAAAUACUGUAAAAGUUGGUAACUUGGGGAAGUUUUGAACUUUGAAAUUAUAUAUCUCAGUAAGUAAUCAUCAUACGGAGGCAGUAUUCAUAUUAAAAGUUUUCUCAUCUAAAAUUUAAUAUGUACUUCAAUUUAAGCUUGUACAUUAAAUUUCUUAUUUGAUAUAAUUUUAUAUGUAGCUGUCCCAAGUUAUCCUUAAAAGAGCAAAUCUUGGGGCAGCUAUUUAAUUUUGCGGAAAAACUGCAGAAAAUUUCACUAGAAGGGUACUCAAGGGAGGCCAUUUUUCGAUUUUCUCAAAAGUUUUCUCAUAAAAUUUAAAAAACCAUAAAAAAACAAAAAAAUAUAAGAAAUGUAGGUAUUAGUUAAAAUAUAUUACGGUCUUAUUUUUGUCUGUGAAUAAUUUUUCUACCAGUGAUUUUGGCCCAACUUUUAAUGAUAGCAAUUUUUGUAAAAGGAAAUUUCACUAGAAAGGUACUUUAGAGAGUUCAUUUUUCGAUAUUUUCAGGAAUUUUUCUGGAAAAUUUGAAAAACUGGGAUAAAACAUGGGAAAAACGUAGGAAAACUGGGAAAAUCAGUACUAAAUUAAACAUUUAUUAUUAAAGAAACUAUAAAGAGUCUAUUUAAUUAUUUUACUAUAAAAUGACAAUUAUAUAUACAAUAUAUAUGUAUUGUAAAUAGAUAAAUUUAGGUAACUGGUGUAGCUAAAUAAUAAAUAGCUAUAAAGCUUAAUAAACUAAGCUACAUAAAUUAAACUACUUAAUGUCUACCACAUAAGAAAACAUUUUUAAUUAAAUAUUAAAAAAAGGGAUUAUCCCAGAUUCCUUCAAAAAUAUAUUGUUUUCGCUUAUAUAAAAAGGUAAAGGUUCAAAAACUGACAUAAAUAAUUUUAAGCUAGUCAUUUUAUUGAAUGGAUUUUCUAAAAUAUUUGAAAAAGCAAUCAAAACUAGACUAAUAAAUUAUUUAGAAGAAAACAAUUUGUUAGCCAACUCGCAGUAUGGUUUUAGAAAAGGUUUAGAUACGGAAGAUGCUUUAGCAAACCAAACCAAAGAUGUAUAUGAAUAUAUGAACAUUUAGAUAACCAUAAUAAAACUAUUGGAAUAUUUCUAGAUCUCAGCAAAGCCUUCGAAGUUCGAUAGCAUAUCACAUAUAACACUACUAGAUAGCUUAAACUCUUUUGGUAUUACUGGGUCAGCUUUUAUAAUUUAUAAAUCGUAUUUAGAAGAGAGGACUCAGCAAAUCAGAAUAAAUAAUACUCUAAGUGAAUUAGGAAAUAUGUAUAGAGGAGUCCUUUAGGGCACAGUACUGUACUCAAUUUUAUAUAUUAUGUACAUAUCUACGUAAGGUAAAUUUCGGUUAAACGGAAAAAUCUACUCGUACGCGGACGACACGGCAAUUAUAGUAUUUAGUUCUAAUUGGGAAUCAACUUGGCAAAAAUGAAUCUUAUAUUUCAUUACUCGAUAAUUGGUUUUCAAAAAAUGAUCUAAAGAUACAUUUUUAUAAAUCCAAAUAAGUUACUUUUACUAAUGAUUUAAGAACUGCGCUGAAUAAUACGAAUUUGAUCAUACAUAAAAAUAAUUGCAACGCUAUGUCAUGCUCAUGUCCAAAAUUAUCCAUACACUCAUUCGUAGGGUACCUAGGAGUAUGUAUUGAUCAAAAUUUAAAAUUUAAGACUCACAUAGAAAAUCGAAUAAGAAAACUGACACGAUUAACGCACUUUUCCUUACCGCUAAAAGAAUUUUUAACAAAAACUACCUUAGAGCAAUGUUCUAAUCUCUAAUACAAUCCCGAAUAAUCGCACGUGGAAGCUGUAACUCUACCUUAAAGUAUAAUUUAUCAGUAGUACAAAAGAACAUAUUAAAAAUUAUCUUGAAAAAACCGAAAUAUUUUUCUUCAAAUGCAUUAUUCAAACUAUUACGAGUAUUAAAUAUUGAAAAUAUUUACAAAAAACAAGCAAUAAUGUCAUAUUUAUAAAUCUAGGUCAUUUAAAUAUAAAACCAAUCCUUNACGACAGUAGUACAAAAGAACAUAUUAAAAAUUAUCUUGAAAAAACCGAAAUAUUUUUCUUCAAAUGCAUUAUUCAAACUAUUACGAGUAUUAAAUAUUAGAAAAUAUUUACAAAAAACAAGCAAUAAUGUCAUAUUUAUAAAACUAGGUCAUUUAAAUAUAAAACCAAUCCUUAUAAUCUUAGGAAAAACAGAUUGACAUUCUGUAAUAACUUGUCAUCGUAUAAACACUUUGACAAUAGAUCAGGAAAAAAUAGUAAAUAUUGAAACACAGGAAUAAUGAAAUAUAAUAUUUCAGUUAUCGUUCGACUAUUGAAUGGUUUGAUCGUAUAUAGUCAGUUUAUUUAAUUAUGGUCACUUAUUUCUUCUAUAAUUUUUUUCUCAUUAUAUCGUGUUUAACUGAUUUAAAUUUUGCGUGUUUUAUAUGAUGUUAUGUAACUGAUGUUACAUGAUGGCAUUUUCAAAGAUGAUUAAUUAAAAUAUCCAAUGUACAAUAAGUUUUAUCAUUUUAUGUAUUCUACGAUAAGAGAAAUUGCUUUUCGAAAAAUGUCGAAAGCAUCAAAGCAAAAAUAGGCUUGUAACAAAUGUAAAGUUGAAUCAAAUACAGUUAAUUUCAUGAGUGAAAAGUUUGACAACUUCGGCAAACAAAUUCAAGAUGUAAUAUUCUCUUUAAAAGAAUUAAAAUAAGAAAAUCCAUUUUUGAAAGAACAAAAUGUUAAAUUAAGGAGUUAAAUCAUUCUUUUGAGAAACCUGAUCGAUGUUUUGGAGCAAAAUAAUUUUGAAAAUUAUAUUGAAAUUAUUGAUGUGCCUGAUAUUAAGGAUAAAGACUGUGUAAAUAUAGCUGAUAAAAUUGUUAAUAAAUUAGGUGUGAAGUCAUUAACUGUUACCAACGCUUAUCGUAUACAAUUAAAAAAUCACGGACGACCUAGAAAAAUAGUAGCGGAAUUAAAUUCCAAACAAAGCAAGAACAAUCUCAUAGACAGCUCAAGAAAAUUGAAACUAAGAGAAAAUAUGAAAAAUUAAGAGUGGAAAAACGAUUCAAUAUAUGUAAAUACAUAUUUAACACAGUUUAAUAGAAAUCUGUUUUUUUUAAACUAAGGCUUUUGCUCGUGAUUCCCGGUUUAAAUAUGUUUAGUUUAAAGAUUCGAAAAUAUUUGUCAAAAAAAAUUAAAUUUGCGUAGCAAUAUUAGUUGAAAAUGAAAAUUGUUUAUCCAUACUUUAAGUUACUUAAAAAUUAUUUUUAUUUUAUUUUAUGUUUAAGAAAAUAUAUAUGUAUAUAUAUAUAUAUAUAUAUAUUUUCUUAAACAGUAUAAACUCAAAUUGUAUGGCUUAUUUAAAUAAUCUAAUUACAAAUACAAAAUAUAGAACAAAUUAUUUCGAGUUUUUUACGGAAUAUAAUAUAAGUACAAAUGAUAUAAAUGGAAAUUACUUAAAUAUUAUAUGUUUCAACAUACAAAGUGUAAAUGCACAUUUUGAUUAACUGUUAUUAUAUUUAGAAAAUUAUGUUAAUAGUAAUACAAUUGAUAUCAUAGUGUUGAUUGACAGUUGGCAUGUCACGUCCUCGUGUAACUACAAGAUAACUAAUUAUAACCUAUUUUUUUCCUUAGAUAAGAAAAACCAGAAUGAUGGAGUAAUGAUUAUAAUUAUCUAGAAAAUAAUAUAUUAAAGAUCUCUUUAAAAAUCAAUAGUAUACCAAUAAUUUUAUUAUGUAUAUAUAAGUCACCGUAUGGUGACUUAUAAUACAUAAUACAUUGAUAAUAAUAGUCUUAAUUCCUCAUUAAAAGAAGCCUGUAAUGGUUUAAAUUUUGAUAUAAAUUUAAUCACAUUAAUUGAGGACAUGAAUACUAACAUAAUUGUUUCUCAUAUAAAUGAUAACGAUUAUCUUGAUUUCUUAUUGGUUAACAGUAAUUUUUUUUUAUUCGUGCUUUUACGAGAUUACCAAAGGCUCAAUAGCACUCAUGCUUAGAUGUGUUUAUUAAAAGUAAUAAUAUUAAUACGUUCAAUAAAAUAAAUGCAGGUGUUUUAUUAAUAGAUAUCACUGAUCACUGUUUUAUUAUAGUAUCAAUUCUAAUUUCUGUUAAAUUAAUGAAUCCUGAACACAUAGUUAAUAUCAUAAAUCAUGAUAAAAUGAAAACAUUAUUAAGUAAAGAAAAAUGGGACAAUUUAUAUGAAUGUAGCUCGAUUAAUGAAUGUAUUUCUAUAUUUUAAAAUAUAUUUAUAAAUGCCCUUAAUGUUUCUUCUACUUCUAGAUCUGUUAAUUCCAAAAAUAAACGGUUAAAGGAAUAGAUAUCAAAAGGUUUGUUAUGUUCUUCAUGGUGUAAGCAAUUUAUAUUAUAUAUAUAUCUAAAAUGUAAGAAACACUCAAAUAAUAUUGAACUUGUGACAUAUUAUAAAAAAUAUAAAAAUAAUUUUACAAAAUCAAUAAGGCUUACAAAAAUCAAUUUUUAUGAAUAAAAUUUAAAACAGUGUCAAAUAGUCCUAAAUUAAUUUGGCAAUUAAUAAAUGAAGUAACAGGUACCAUUUAUAAAAAUAAAGAUAAAAUUGACGUUUUAAAAUGAAUAAUUAUAUAGUAAAUAUAGUAAAUGAUCCAGUUGGGGUGUCAAAUUUAUUGAAUAUUUUUUUGAUAAACGUCGGUAAAAAUUUGGAUGAUAAAUUCAAACUGUAAUUUAAAUGUGAUAAACAAUCUUGAUGCGCAAUCAUUCGAUAAUUUUUUUCUAAAAAAGUUGAUGUAUCAGAGGUAAAACCAAUUACAAACAACUGUAGAGACGAAACCACUGCAGGAUACGAAACGGUAAAAAUAUUAAACAGUAUCUUUGAUCAAAUUGUUAAUCUUCUUGUUCAUAUAUUUAAUCUAAAAAUUAAAACUAGUAUUUUCCUACUAGUAUUUUAUUAUAAUUUUAAAUUAGCAUUCAUCAAACCAUUAUAUAAGAGGGUUGACUGUAAACAUAUGGGUAAUUAUAGACCCAUAUUUAUAUUAACACAUUUUUCAAAAAAUCAUUAUGUCAAGAAUCAUUUCGUAUCUAGAAAGAAACGAACUAUUAUUAUUAUUAUACUAUUAUCAAAAAACCAAUAUGGUUUCAAACUGAGUUUAGGUACGGAAAAUAAACGGUAAUAAAGUUUUACCUGUUUUCUUAGAUCUAGCAAUGGCUUUUGGAUCCAUACAUCGUGAUAUUCUUUUUAAAAUUCUUCUUAUUUUCGGAAUAAAUAAUCGCAAUCUACUUUGGUUUAAGAGCUAUUUAUCUUGUAGAAAACCAAUAGUAAAAUUAAAUGAUAUUACAAGUGAUGAAAACUUUAUAAAAUAUGGUGUCCCUCAUGGUAGUGUGCUAGGGCCAGUUCUAUUUAUAUUGUACAUAAAUGUG